AUGUCGGCCUACACGCAGCUCCCCAAGCUAGUCCGCGUCCCUCCCGAGCGUCUGCGCAGCAUCCUCCUUUCUCAGCCGACGGAAGAGAAGCUCGCCGUGAUCGACGUGCGGGACUCCGACCACAUCGGCGGGCACAUCAAGUCGUCACGGCACGUGCCCUCCGGCACGCUGAACUACACGGCACCCGAGCUCGUACGCACGCUGCAAGGCGCCGAGAAAGUCGUUUUCCACUGCGCGCUGUCGCAGGAGCGCGGGCCGAGCGCUGCGAUAAAGUAUAUCCGCGAGCGGGAAAGGUUGAUGGGCCCCGAGUCGGUCGCCAAGGAGGCGCUAUGGAUCGAUGAUGGCGAGCCCGCAGAGAGGGAUGGUAAAGGCGCUGUGCUGAGGCAGCAGGUCUACGUACUCGAUGGCGGGUUCGUUAGGUGGCAGCAGGAAUAUGGAACUGACGAGCGGUUGACGGAGAAUUAUAACAAGCAGCUCUGGGAACAGGGCUUUUAG
Tricharina praecox is the source of this 495-nucleotide messenger RNA. RefSeq names its product Rhodanese-like domain-containing protein. NCBI's taxonomy places the organism in Eukaryota, Fungi, Ascomycota, Pezizomycetes, Pezizales, Pyronemataceae. Gene Ontology annotation, molecular function: protein tyrosine phosphatase activity. The record is from RefSeq and is a predicted model, not a curated record. Gene Ontology annotation, cellular component: nucleus; cytoplasm. The transcript has 2 exons. Bases 1 to 495 code for a protein of 164 amino acids.